Messenger RNA from Iphiclides podalirius (scarce swallowtail), 219 nucleotides. The record is from the annotation of a GenBank genome assembly. Lineage: Eukaryota; Metazoa; Arthropoda; Insecta; Lepidoptera; Papilionidae.
AUGGCAAAAAACUCUUCGGAUAAAAAAAAAGCGCGGUUUGUGGCAGAAACGGAGCCUUACGACGACGAUUUAACUCAGAUGGAGGAGGAGAGACCUACAAAGCGACCAUGCAUAGAAGGAAAUCUCCAAAAUUACACUGAAGACAACUCGAUGAAGGUUCUGUUUGAAAAUGAUUCUCAAGACUGGGAUGACGACAAUAAUAACUAUCAAAUAUAUCAA